Aspergillus melleus is the source of this 2892-nucleotide messenger RNA. Its product is annotated as putative ubiquitin-protein ligase (Asi3). The record is from RefSeq and is a predicted model, not a curated record. The coding region runs from base 1 to 2892 and encodes 963 amino acids. The transcript has 2 exons. Gene Ontology annotation, molecular function: ubiquitin protein ligase activity. Lineage: Eukaryota; Fungi; Ascomycota; Eurotiomycetes; Eurotiales; Aspergillaceae. Gene Ontology annotation, biological process: protein ubiquitination; ubiquitin-dependent protein catabolic process.
AUGUCUGCCCUGCAAGGCCCUGAAAGCAUAUUGAACAGCCAGGCUGCCACCGCAACCGCCGCCCAAUCACUUGAAAACGCGACAAGCAUCACCACAACUAUACUCUCCUCUCCGCGUGACCUCCUCGCCCUUCCCUUCCGUGGGCUCUAUCAAGCAGAACAUUUCGCCUUCUCCACCUUGCCGAGACGUCUAGGAAGAUUGGUAGGAUUACAGCAAAUGACUACACUAUUUGGGGGAGGCGGCGCCGGCGUGGCGCCGGCAGGCGACGUGGCAGUUGCAACAGCCCAAGCUGCGAAUGCUGCUCGAGAAGGAGUGGCGGAGGCUGUCGGCCAGGCUGACACCGGAUCGCAUUUUACCGACAUACUUCAAGCGUUGAUCAAGUUCAGCGGCUUCUUUUCAUACCUGACUAGUCGGUGGUCACUGGCCUGCUUCACGGUAGCCCUUAUUGUAAAUAGGAUCACGAUUUAUGCAUCCACCAGACGCCCUAUCCAUCUUGACUGGACUCGACGACUUGCAUUGAGAAUCAUCCCCAUUCUCCUUUUCCUAACCCAGAUUCAUUCCCUACUCCGUGCUAUACGGUGCCAGACAUCCCCAGAUUACUCGCUACUUCGCUACGGCUCACCCGGGAAGCGACUGCUGUUUGACUUUGGAGGAGGGGGAGGCUUCUUACACUCCCUGGGAUCUACCCUUCUACCAUGGGAGACGGACGAGCAAUCGUGCAGUGCGGUGCGCAUGAGUCGCCCUACGAGCGCGUCGGACUUCUCGCGUGGAUCGUUUGGCCUUCUGUGGCCUGUCUUCCUGCGCCUCUGUCUUAAUCAUUUCGUGGAUACCCUGUCGUGCGCACUACAAGGAAGGGCUGUCGUGACGGAAUCUGGGAUGUCGAUCUUUGAGCAUUCGCUCGCGUUCGCCGAGGCUGAGUCGACGAUCACUCAAUCCCUUGGCCUGGGACUAUUCGGCCUGCCAAAGCAGGGUGCUAGCAAGGGAGACUCCGGCGAUGGUAGCCAACCUGCUGCCCAAAUACUGAGCAGAGCCCAAGUCUUGGAGCGGAUGAAUGUCACGCCAGAAUUACUACUUAUCGCUCUAAUAUCGUGUUGCAACAGCCUAACAUCGAACCUCCUAGAUAUCCUUGGCAAGCAAAGCCGUUAUCGCUUCUUUAAUUCCGCAUUCUGGGGUCUCUGCUUUAUGUCGACUAUGGCCUGGGGCUUACUCAAUAGCUUGACUACGGCACCCGACGGCGUGGUUGUGAAGUUCCCAACGGUUUGCAUCGUGGGUUUUAUACCUCAUUUAGCCCUCUUUCUCGGUACUAUCGCUUGCGGGGUCAUCUACUCCAUCGCGCUCGCCAUCACUGCCUUUUCGCUGCCGGUAGGCGAUUCUCCGCGGCCGUCGCUUCGACAGCGGUUUGCUGUGGCACAUGAGAAUAUGCAAGGCGCCUCGCAGAUCCAAAAUCUUCGCUUCAAUCGUCAUGAGGACUUUUACACUGCUUUGCUUCGAACCGGAUACACCGCUAUGUUUGCUGCCAGCGAGGCAGUCUUCUUGAACGAAGGCCAAGGGGUGGUUGCUCGAGAGAUGACGUGGCUGGAGGAGGAUCGCCUAGCAGAGAUUGAGUCGUCCCGACGAAGACACCGGCCCCGCGAGAGCUGGGCUACCGGCGCUCAAGGUGUACCGUUCGAAGGCGUAGACACCAUGAAUUUCGACUCGCUCCAGACACCCCCGCCUGAGUGGGAGAGUGGAUAUAGCCGGGAGAAGAAAAUCGAGAAACCUAGGAAUGGCUCUCGAUCAGUGCGUUCUAGGACCGAUUCAGGGGGCGUCGGUGUAUUGCGAGGAGCGAUCCGAUGGUAUCAUGGAUUCUCAUUCUUUCGAGGAAUCCUCUAUCUCCUUUUAAGGUGGUUGGCUCGCGGUUUAGACAAGUUGCUCAACAAGUUUGGCAUCACAGCACGCCCACAGUGGCUAGCGAAGCUUAUAGGACCUCACAGAAAGGGGGCUCAGGAGAGAGAAACCGGCGACAAAAUCGAAUCGUACGACUUCUGGAUCCUGACGGAGGACGGCGAACUGGAGCUACCCGGGGACCACGAGUUCGAUGUCGAACGAGAGAUGCGUAAGCGGGAGCGCUCGAAUACCGUGGACUGGAAACCAGCAGAUGAAGGUCGACUGGACGAAACGCUCUAUAGCUGGUGGAAAGCCGGGGGUUCGUGGGGAAACCAGGAUCACAGUGCGGACUUUGUCCCGUCCGUCGAAGAUGUGGAUGACACGACUAGCGUCAUCUCAAUGUCUACAGCGACCGAUUCCGAAUGGGAGGACGAGUCCGAUGGCCGCCGGACACCCACGCUGGCCGAGCCUUUCCCACCCGGAUUCUCUCGGGAGAGCACGCCGGCUCAAGAAUCGCUCAUGGACGUCAGUUCUUUUGCGCGCCUUCUCGACCCGCGGGAUCAGGAAAGCAGACAAGAGGCGCGCAUUCUCGCCGCGCAUCUCUCUGCUGGGCAAGAGGGUCGGGUUUUGACUCGCCGUCGGUUCCGAGAACAGGUGGAGCGCGAGCGAGCCCAGAUCCUCAUCUCCUCUAGGAUGUCUCACCUGGACGCUCAGACGUCGAGCAAUGAGAAACGAAGGCCCACACCGGAAGAAGAGAGCGAUAUCCUGGAAAGACUCAUCCUCUCGCGUCGCUCUCAAGCAGCACCCGUUGAUGGACAAACAUGGGAAUCCGGAGCCUCCGGGCUUGGACCCAGUGGGCCUCCGUGCGUGGUUUGCCGGAUGAACUCACGAUCAAUUAUCACCUGGCCAUGCCGAUGUCUCUGCGUGUGUGAGGAGUGUCGGGUAAAUCUGGCGAUGAACAAUUACGGAAGCUGCGUGACUUGUCGGCAGGAAGUCGGAGGAUUUGUGCGGCUAUGGGUGCCAUAG